CAUCGAUCUAGUUAAUUUCUGAACACAUUUUAGAGAUGGCAUGAGGUGGCAUGUAGAAUUUUAUUCGUGCUCUCCUUAAAAUCUCCAAAAAAUGUUUUUAAACGAGAUUAAAACAAGAUAAAAAUUUUAUUCGGACGUUAGAAAAGAGAGAAAGCGAAAAUUCUAAGUGCAAAAAAUAAACAACACGGAAAGACCUAUCAUUCAAUCAUGGUGUAAAAAAACAUGUGUGACAUGGUGCGUAAUGGUGUGUUGACAAGCAUGAGAAAAAGGGAGAAGAAAAUGUGUUAGAUAACGUAUAAUUUUAUAAGAAAAAUUGAUAGAGUAAAAUAUUUAAUAUAAAACAGAGAACUGAAAAAAUUAUCUUACGUUGAACUAAUAAAAAUAUUACGAGGAGAAUGAUCGAUGAUAGGAUGGAGCAAUUGUAACUUGCCAAAAAGUUUUAACAAUUGAGUUAAAGACGCUUUAAAUAAUUUAGAAAAAAAGAUAUUCCAGUCAGAAGAAUAAUUUUGGCACAAAAAUGGCAGAUCUCUCAUUAGUAAAGACAGAACCAACGUACUGGAAUGCCGAAGUGGAGGAUGUAGAAUACUGUCCUCAAGUUCCUCAAGUGCCAAACUUUCCUGGCUACGCUCAAUCUCCCAAUUACAACUCGUCUUAUCCAUACAAUGUACCUCCUCCCAAUGUAUCAGGUAUGCCUCCUUUUAAUACAUCAAACAUUCCUCCUCCCAACAUAUCGCAUAUUCCUCCUCCAAAUGUAUCGAAUAUGCCUCCUAAUCUCAACUCGACAAAUUCAAUGUACCAUUUUCCACCUACCACCUACCAUAAUAAAACCAAUUUUCUCAAUAAUAUUCCUUACCAGAAUCAAAUGCAUCCACAGUGCAGCAAUCAAUAUUACAACAAAGUGGAUUUUGCAUCUAAACAGUACAUGGGUGAAACUUAUGCAAACUGGAAUAUAAAAACUGAAAAUGUGUAUAAUGACGAUACUGGUACUGAAUGGCAAUCUAAUAACUCCUCUGUAAAUUGGACGACGUAUCAAAAUACAUCUGCUUCAUGGUAUGAUACAAACGUUACAGCAAAUAACAGAGAGAGCUCGUAUCCGACGCAGAUGUGUGAGGCAUCUCAAGGAAUAGAAGAGCUCAAAUGGAAAUAUGAUAAUAGAGAAACAGUGUCCAAACGUGAUAGAAGCAGACAGAGAUCUAGAAGCCCACAUAUUAAACAAGAGAAAGUAUAUAGAUCACAAUCUGAAGAUCACAGAGACAGAUAUCGUCAUAGUAGAGAAAUAUCUAGUUCAAGGGACUCUUCAUAUGAUAGUAAGCGCCUUGAACGAUCUUCAUCUAAAAAAUAUAGAAGUUAUACAUCUCGUUCAGAAGUGUCAUGUGUAAACAGCAGAAACAGAAAAAGAUCGAGAUCGCCAGAGCCUCAUUCAAGCAGAGACUCUACACCUACCAGCAACAGUAAACGAACAAAAGGUCCUACUGAGAGAGAAAUUUUAUUAGAAAAAUAUAGGCGUAACUAUUGUGCAACAAGUAAGGAUAUAAAACGAAAACUGAGUGAAUUAUCAGCAAUGGGAUCUAAAGGUAUACUUGAAAGUGAGAAAAAAAUUUGGACGCGUACGUCACCAGCAGAUCUCUACUAUGUCAGGGAUGAAAAUAAUCCAAAAAUAAUGAAAGGUUCUUCUAAGCUACGAGAAUUGUGUUUAACAUUUAAGGCAGUGUUAAUAAACAGAGCAGCCGCAGCAAGGGCAUUACAACCACCUUAUGAACCACCUCCAAGAAAAACAAGAGCACGUCUUUGCCGUCAUAAAUCUGAAGCUUGCAGCAGCUCUUCAUCCGAUAGCGAAAAUUCUAUGGAUGAAGAUGAUAGAACAAUGGAAGAGUUAAUGGCAAAGAAGCAGCAUCCUCAAAGAUUGCAUCCUGAAAUGUGGUUUAAUGAUCCUGGAGAAAUGAAUGACGGCCCAUUAUGUCGAUGUAGUGCAAAAUCAAGACGCUCAGGCAUAAGACAUGGGAUUUAUGCUGGAGAAGGUGCAAUAAACAAGUGUGACUUGAAUACGAAUAAUGCAGAUAAACUGUUUCACUAUAGAAUAACAAUCAGCCCACCGACAAAUUUUCUUACCAAGACACCGACUAUUAUUAAACAUGACGAACAUGAAUUUAUAUUUGAAGGCUUCUCUAUGCUUUCUCAUUUCCCCCUGGUCAAAUUACCCACGUGCAAAGUUAUAAGAUUUAAUAUUGAGUACACGAUUUUGUACAUAGAAGAGAAGUUGCCAGAAAAUUUUACAAUACAGGAGCUGGAUUUAUUUCAAACGUAUUUAUUCAAAGAAGUUUUGGAGCUUGUAGAUUUUGAUCUACAUGCGGCACAGGACAAAUCCGGCUGCGGACAGUUCCAUUUUAUGCCAAGAUUUGUACGUGAUUUGACUGACAAUGGUCAAGAAAUCCUGUCGAUGAACGAAGUCUUGAAUUAUUUGAUAAAGAGCAGUACUCUUUUAAUAAAUCCAGACGAUUUACAUAGAUUGGUGGCGAUGCCACAAUACAAGUGGCAAGAUUUUGCUGAUGAAGUAAAGGGAAUGGUCGUGACUUACCCAGGAAAAAAACCGUGCAGUGUUCGUGUUGAUCAGUUAGAUAGAAAUCAAGAAGACCAACCAUGUAAGACAUCGUCUGCUUAUCCUGAGAUAGUUCAUUUUGGUAUUCGUCCACCGCAGCUUAGCUACGCAGGAAAUGCAGAUUACCAAAAAGCCUGGAGAGACUAUGUGAAGUUUCGACAUCUACUCGCAAACAUGUCAAAACCAUCUUUCGAAGAUAAAAGAAAAUUAGAGGCGAAGGAAAAUAAACUGCAGGAGUUGCGUACUCAAAGCAAAAUGAAGCGCGAUGUUACGGUCGACGUUAGCUCCGAAGGAUUUUAUAGAACUGGUAUUAUGUGCGACAUUGUGCAACAUGCGAUGUUGAUACCAGUACUAGUCUGCCAUCUGAGAUUUCACAAAUCUCUGGAUAAUUUAGAACGCACAUUGGGAUACGAAUUUAAAAACAGAUACCUACUUCAGCUAGCUUUGACGCAUCCCAGCUAUCGCGAGAAUUUCGGUACAAAUCCAGAUCAUGCGCGAAACUCUCUGACGAAUUGCGGCAUUAGGCAACCCGAGUACGGCGAUCGCAGGAUCCAUUAUAUGAAUACGCGUAAACGCGGGAUCAAUACUCUCAUAAACAUAAUGUCCAGAUUUGGCGCGAAAACGGAAACAGAAUCAUCGAUAGCGCACAACGAACGAUUAGAGUUCCUCGGCGAUGCGGUCGUUGAAUUCCUCACUUCCAUUCAUCUCUUUCACAUGUUUCCGGAGUUGGAGGAAGGUGGUUUAGCUACUUACAGAGCGGCGAUCGUGCAAAAUCAGCAUCUCGCUGUGUUGGCGAAAAAAUUGAAUCUAGAAGAGUACAUGCUUUAUGCUCAUGGUAGUGAUCUCUGCCACGAUUUGGAGCUGCGCCAUGCAAUGGCGAACUGUUUCGAAGCGUUGAUGGGCUCGCUGUUUCUCGAUGGAGGGAUAGAAGUAGCUGAUCGGGUCUUUGGCGAAACGCUUUUCAAAGGUGAAGAGGAUCUGGCCAAAGUUUGGGUCAAUUAUCCACGCCAUCCUCUUCAGGAACAAGAACCGACAGGAGAUAGGCAGUGGAUUCCCAGCUUCGAGUUGUUGCAGAAAUUGACCAAGUUCGAAGAAUCAAUUGGAAUAGAAUUCACUCAUAUUCGUCUUCUUGCUAGAGCGUUCACGGAUCGUAGUAUAGGAUAUACUAAUUUAACAUUAGGAUCUAAUCAACGGCUGGAGUUCCUAGGAGACACUGUAUUGCAGCUUAUUGUUUCUGAAUACUUAUACAAGUUUUUUCCAGAACAUCAUGAGGGACAUUUAUCGUUACUGCGAAGUUCUCUCGUGAAUAAUAAAACCCAAGCGGUUGUUUGUGACGAUUUGGGUAUGACUCAAUAUGCACUUUACGGAAACCCGAAAGCUGAAUUGAAGACAAAAGACAGAGCAGAUUUAUUAGAAGCUUUUCUUGGCGCACUUUAUGUCGACAAGGGUUUAAAGUAUUGUCAUGUGUUUUGUGACGUAUGUUUCUUUCCACGCUUACAAGAUUUUAUCAUGAAUCAAGACUGGAAUGAUCCAAAAAGCAAGCUACAACAAUGUUGCUUAACUUUAAGAACUAUGGAUGGUGGGGAACCAGAUAUUCCUGUAUACAAAGUUAUCGAGUGUAAAGGGCCGACUAAUACCAGAGUUUAUACAGUUGCUGUAUAUUUCCAAGGAAAACGUUUGGCUACAGCAUCAGGACAUAGUAUCCAAGAAGCGGAAAUGAAUUCUGCUAAAGAAGCUUUAGAAAAAUCGCAGGGUAUUAUGUAUAGGAAUAAUAAAAUUAUUAUGAUUAAAAAGUCAUUAAUUUCUUUAUGGAUAUAUCGCAAAUAUAGAAUUAAUCUUUUAGUUAACAAAAAUGAUCACCUUUAUUUCUUGCAAAUUUUUAAGUUUUUAAUAUUCAAAAAUCUUGGUAAAUGUACAUAUUUGAAUUAAAAUCUUAUGACAAUUUAUGAUAUGAAAUUGUAUAAAAAACAAACUAUUUUAUACUUAUUUAACAUUAAGAAUAAUUUUCUAUUUUAAUUAAGAAAUUACAUUUAAAAUUUUUUAGUAAAAAAAUUUGGGCUGCGUUCCAAUAUUACUCCCAGUAUUUAAAAAUCUAUAGUUUCUGUUAUGUUCGUAGAUUUUCAAUAAUAUCAGAAUGUAACCUUGAUUGCAUGUUUUGUACACAUUAUACAAAAUUAUAUAUGUAAUUUUAUUUAUAAUUUGCUCAAUUUAUAGUAAUUUUAUAUUAUUUUUAAAACUUGUUUAUUUUUGCUGUAUCUAUUUAAAUUUAUUUUCGCAGAUUUAUUCCCGCAAUUGGAUCAUCAAAAACGUGUAAUAGCAAAAAGCAUGAAGAUGCAGCAAUGGCCGAAAGUAAA
Messenger RNA from Monomorium pharaonis (pharaoh ant), 4950 nucleotides. RefSeq names its product ribonuclease 3 (gene drosha). Gene Ontology annotation, cellular component: nucleus. Lineage: Eukaryota; Metazoa; Arthropoda; Insecta; Hymenoptera; Formicidae. The transcript has 9 exons. Bases 518 to 4525 code for a protein of 1335 amino acids. Gene Ontology annotation, molecular function: double-stranded RNA binding; ribonuclease III activity. Gene Ontology annotation, biological process: regulation of gene expression; primary miRNA processing; pre-miRNA processing. The record is from RefSeq and is a predicted model, not a curated record.